This is a messenger RNA of Penicillium cinerascens, 867 nucleotides long. Its product is annotated as ubiquitin-conjugating enzyme E2. The transcript has a single exon. NCBI's taxonomy places the organism in Eukaryota, Fungi, Ascomycota, Eurotiomycetes, Eurotiales, Aspergillaceae. The coding region runs from base 1 to 867 and encodes 288 amino acids. The record is from RefSeq and is a predicted model, not a curated record.
AUGACCUCCCCAUCAACGCGCCGUCUACUCAAAGAAUCAACAGACCUCCACAAAAACCCAAGCCCGUACUUCACCGCCGGCCCAGUCGACGAAUCCAACCUCCACGACUGGCACUUCACCCUCGCCGGGCCACCCAGCCCAAGCCCCUACGCCGGCGGCUUAUACCACGGCCGCAUCACCUUCCCACCGACAUAUCCAUUACGUCCACCGUCCUUCCGCUUCCUCACGCCCUCCGCCCGCUUCGAAGUCAAUCGCGAGAUAUGUCUUAGCAUCUCGGGCCAUCACGAGGAAACGUGGCAGCCGGCUUGGGGGGUACGCACUGCGCUACUGGCCAUCCGGAGUGAGAUUUUCGGGUCGGAGAGUAAGGGGCAGGUUGGCGGGAUGGAGGGGAGUGAGACGCUGAGGAGGGAGUAUGCGCGUUUGUCCAGAGGGUGGAUGUGUCGUGAGUGUGGGGUUGAGAAUGAGGGGGCUAUGAGGGAGCUUUGGGAGAUGUGUGCGAUGAAGGGUGUUGAGGUUGAUGUCGAGGGCGCGAAGGGUGAGGAGAAUGGGGACAAAGAGAACCGGGGUGAGGCUAUACAGUUUUCGAAUGCCCCGGCCCCGUCACCACCUGCAGAGCCGGCCUCUGCACCGGCCCCUGUUCCUGCGCCUGCGCCUGUUCAGUCGCCACAAUCACAUUCGCAGCCUUCCGCGCCGGCCACAGCUCCAGCUCCAGCUCCAGUGGCCACGCGUCCUCGACCAACACCAACCAUUCCUGCUCCAACUACUGAGCCGGCCAGUAGCCCGUGGCUGGACCGCGCUAUCGUGGGCGUGGUUAUCGCCCUCGUCAUCCUGGUUCUGCGGCGAGUGACCGACGCCGACGAACUAUAA